Cricetulus griseus (Chinese hamster) is the source of this 903-nucleotide messenger RNA. Lineage: Eukaryota; Metazoa; Chordata; Mammalia; Rodentia; Cricetidae. The record is from RefSeq and is a predicted model, not a curated record.
AUGGAGACUUCAUUACUCUGUACUCUCCACCUGCUACUGGGGGCUUCCCUUGCCCUUACCCAGACCUUUGAGGGUUCCCACUCCUUGCGGUACUUCGACAUCGCAGUGUCAAGACCUGGCCUAGAAGAGACCCUCUACAUGACCGCGGGCUAUGUGGAAAACACAGAGUUCGUGCACUUCAACAGUGCGACAGUGAAUCCAAGGUUUGAGCCCAGGGUGCCCUGGAUGGAGCAGGUGGGACAGGAAUACUGGGAUGACCAGACACACAUUGCCAAGAGUGCAAAACAGCAGAUUCGAGCGUGCUUUCAGAAACUGCAAGGCUACUACAACCAGAGCCAGAACAGUCCUCACACCAUCCAAAGGAUGACUGGCUGCUACAUUGGACAUGACGGGCACCUAUUUCAUGCAUACCGUCAGUUUGGCUAUGAUGGGGAAGAUUACCUCACCCUGAACGAGGAUCUGAGCACCUGGAUUGCUGCAGACACCGCGGCUAAGAUCACCAAGCAACAGUGGGUGGCAACUAAUGAGGCUGAGUUCUGGAGGGUCUACUUGCAGGGCCCUUGCGUGGUGUGGCUCCUUAAAUACCCGAAGAUGGGAAGUGAGAUUCUACUGCGCACAGAUCCCCCCAAAGCAUAUGUAACUCAUCACCCCAGACCUGAAGGGGACAUCACCCUGAGGUGCUGGGCUCUGAGCUUCUACCCUGCUGACACCACCCUGACCUGGCAGAGGGAUGGGGAGGACCAGACUCAGGAUAUGGAGCUUGUGGAGACCAGGCCUUCUGGGGAUGGAACCUUCCAGAAGUGGGCAGUUGUGGUGGUGCCUUCUAGGGAGGAGCAGAGAUACACAUGCCAUGUGCACCAUGAGGGGCUGCCUGAGCCCCUCACCCUGAGAUGGAGUAAGUAG